AACGCACGCGCCGCAUCAAUUCAUUGCUACCAACUGCAAGAACCAACUGUCAUCAUCAUCGCUAGUCUAGUCAUCAUUGAAGCUCGAUCGUGCGAGUGUUGCCUGUGUGUGUAUGGUAUCAGUGAAAAAAAGGCAAAUCGCUCUGGUGCUUUGAAAAAAUCUUAUUUUUCCACGAAAAAACACACCUCAGCUCCACUAUUACCUGUAAUUUCCACUAAUUGACCAUCCCUUUGUCGAAUAUUGUAAUUUUUCGCGUGAAUUUAUGAAUAUUUGCUUGUGAAAAGCCUACCCGGAUUGUGCAGUUUGUGCUUCCAAGUUGAACCUUGAGGAAAACUCGAUUUUGAAGGUUUUCCAUAGAAUUUUCUUGGUAUUUGAGUCUGAGAAAGUGCUUGGUGAGACACAAAGAAGUGCCCCAUAUACCGAGUUAUAAAGGCAAUUUUCACGCUAUACCAGUACAAAUUCAGUGCUCCAGUUGGUUGCUCUGUGGCACAACGAGAGUGUUUUUGUGGGCCUAUAGUCUACCAGGUGCUCUAUGAGACUCAUUAACUGACUCAUCGACAGACUCUAAAGCGCCCCCAACACCAUGAAUAAUCUACAAGGCACUAAAGCCAAUAUAACGGCAGUCUCAGACAGUCCCGUGAUGGAUCCAGGAUCUGUUGUGAAGGAAACCAAGACAACAUCGGGAGCUCUGAAGAAAAGCAGUCGCUAUCGCAGCCGAAGCUUAUCAGCCUCUUCAACGGAUUCAUUUAGUUCAGCUUCAUACACGGGCAGCAGUUCGGAGGAGGAUGAGAGUUCACCACGAGAAAAGACCCAGAAGAAUUCCUCAGGCUUUUCGGACUUUUGCGUUCGCAAUAUCAAUCAACAUGCUUUCGGGCGACGUGAAAUUGAGAUUGCGGAGCACGAGAUGCCCGGCAUCAUGGCUCUGAGGAAGCGAGCGUGCGACGACAAGCCAUUGAAGAACGCCAAGAUCGUGGGAUGUACUCAUAUUAAUGCACAAACGGCCGUUCUUAUUGAGACUCUAGUUGAGUUGGGAGCUACAGUGCGCUGGGCCGCAUGCAACAUCUACUCCACUCAAAAUGAGGUGGCUGCUGCAUUGGCCGAAGCUGGUUAUGCGGUGUUUGCUUGGCGUGGGGAGACUGAGGAAGACUUCUGGUGGUGCAUCGAUAAAUGUGUAAAUGCAGAGAAUUGGCAACCUAACAUGAUUCUCGAUGAUGGUGGCGAUGCAACGCAUCUGAUGCUCAAAAAGUACCCAGCUAUGUUUAAACUGGUACGUGGGAUUGUGGAGGAGAGCGUAACUGGUGUCCAUCGGCUCUAUCAGCUGUCCAAGGCUGGGAAACUCUCAGUGCCUGCCAUGAAUGUCAAUGAUUCAGUGACGAAGACAAAGUUCGACAAUUUGUACAGUUGCCGCGAAUCUAUCAUCGAUAGUCUGAAGCGUUCCACAGAUAUCAUGUUCGGUGGGAAGCAAGUAGUGAUCUGUGGAUAUGGGGAAGUUGGCAAAGGAUGCUGUCAGGCACUUAAGGGUUUGGGCUGCAUUGUUUACAUCACGGAAAUCGAUCCCAUUUGCGCUCUGCAGGCCAGCAUGGAUGGUUUUCGGGUGGUGAAGCUGAAUGAAGUGAUCAGGAAUGUUGACAUCGUGAUUACGGCAACGGGCAAUAAGAACGUAGUGGUGCGUGAGCAUAUGGAUAAAAUGAAGAGUGGCUGCAUCGUUUGCAACAUGGGACAUUCCAACACGGAAAUCGAUGUCAACAGCCUACGAACGCCGGAUUUGACGUGGGAGAAGGUACGUUCGCAGGUAGAUCAUAUUGUUUGGCCAGAUGGCAAGAGGAUUAUCCUCCUGGCUGAGGGAAGACUCGUCAACCUAUCGUGUUCCAGUGUGCCCUCGUUCGUGGUCUCCAUCACGUCGGCCACUCAAGCACUAGCUUUAAUUGAACUCUUCAAUGCACCGGCCGGUCGAUACAAAUCUGACGUGUAUCUUCUGCCCAAGAAGAUGGAUGAAUACGUUGCGAGCUUGCAUCUUCCGACAUUCGAUGCUCAUCUUACGGAGCUGACAGAUGAGCAGGCAAAGUAUAUGGGACUCAACAAGGCUGGUCCAUUUAAGCCCAACUAUUAUAGAUACUGAAGCGGGACAUGCGACGGGACUCACAUCUGUUCGAGAACGUCGCUUGUCAAAGGAAAGUAAAGAAAAAAAAACGUUUUUUUUUUUGAGCGGACGACAUGGAGGAUCUUAAAUUCUCGGCGCAAUUAAAAGUAUUUUUAGGGUUCAUUAUUUUUUUUCUUCUGGUAGAAAAAAAGAGCAACUAAUACGCUCUUAUUUUUUCAAUGCAUUUUUACCCUAUACAUGCAUUUUACACAAUUAUACAGAAAAAGUUAUUAUAUUUUUCGAUGAAACAUCUUCUAUGUCCACACAAUAUUUUUAAUCUUGUAUUUUUUCCUCUAUCUAUAUAAAUAAGUUCUUAUUAUUUCUAGUAGAACGUAGUUGUGAAACUUAGUCAAUUGAGAGUUGAUCUUUUUUUUCAAAAGGAUUAGACGAACGAAUAAAUUCCGUUUGUAAGAGUAUCCUUAAUAAGUAAAAUAAAAUAAACCUUUUAAUUCGAGGUUUCGAAGGACAAUGGUCGAGAGAAAAUUGUGAAAAAAAUGUAUUAUGUGUUGAAAAUAUUGUCUUAAUUAAUUACCCAAAUGUAAUGUCUCUUCUUUAGGAAAGCGAGUUAUGUAUAUGUGACGUUGAUGCGAUGUUGUAAAAAUCGUAUCAAUUUAACCAAAACGUAGCGAAAGAAUCGGAAGAAUUUUAUAGAAAAUCACACAGGAUCUUCUCUUAUGGACUUUCAAAUCGAAAGGAAAGGAGACGCAAGAAAAGUGUCUGGCAGAGAUUGAAUUUAUUAUAUUAGAUAAAAAAAAAGUUGUAAAUUUAUAAAGAUCAAAAUUUAGUUGAACAUAA
Molecule: messenger RNA, 2935 nt
Organism: Phlebotomus papatasi
Lineage: Eukaryota; Metazoa; Arthropoda; Insecta; Diptera; Psychodidae
Product: adenosylhomocysteinase-like 1
Exons: 8
Coding region: 584-2119 (511 amino acids)
Biological process (GO): L-methionine cycle
Cellular component (GO): cytosol
Source: RefSeq, a predicted model, not a curated record